AUGGAACGAAAACAAUUUAAUUUUCCCAGGCCGUUUCGAUUUGGGAAUGGAGAUGAGCUACCUCCGCGGCAACAGUAAAAAUAACGUAGGGACGAAAUAAGCAUCAAGCCUAUAAGCCGAGACAAAGAAGAAGAAGAGUUCGAAGAUCCUCCUCCGCCAGCCCUUACCCCAGCUUUAAAUCCUCGUGAAAAAUACAACAGGAACCCUCCAAAGUCUGCUUUUAAGCCUCCUUAUCCUCCUUUAGCACCUGCCAAUAUAGAAGAGCUAGAAAACAUUGACAAACUAAUGGGAAUGGAUUUGUAAGACAUACAUAAAUAUGGCGAUGCGAAUCAACCUCCCUCUUAACACCUGUAACCAGGCGGAGUCUGGGAGCCUUGUGGAAGGGAGAGCAGCGUUCGGUAUGUGCAUCCGACUGGUAUUACUUGGUCUGGUGGAGCGCAAUGCAGGACUGACAGAUCGCAGGCUCACAUUCAGGGCAAGGUUUUACCCUGAGGAUAAUAGAAAUUGGAAGUUGGAAAGGGAUAGCCCAGCAAGUUCGCUUAGCCAAUAGGGCAUUUUCCUAGUGCGAUGCCCGGAGUUGCGCCCUGGGCUACAAGUUUAAUCUGGAUAGCAUCUACAGAAACUCAUUCUUUGAACUUUUGGAAAAGGCAACCUAUUUGACGUACUGCACGAUCACUCAGCAUAUUAACCUCCCACUAACAAGUGUAAACCCUUGUUCGGAGGGAGCAACACAAGCUGUACGCUGUACAAUCAGAUUGGCAAGCAAGGGGGUGGUGCGAAGCAAGGGGUGAUCCGAAGCAAGAUACGUAAAAAACCAUUAGUGGGCUAGCCGAGAGCUUCUCUAUAAUAAUCUAAUGAAAUGGAAUGGACUUGGAAGACCUUUUACUUCAAGACUCAGCACCUAAACCUACUGCCCCGCCCCCUAAGCCUGAAAGCUACGCCCUCCCAGCUACUUUUAUUGAGAGGGACGAAAACCAAGAAAGAGAAGCCGCUAUAAAAAUGCAAGUCUUGGUCGAUAAAUGUAAAGAAUUUAAAGAAAAAAUUAAAGAAUUAAGGGACAAAAAUUUAGAAAUGGCUAAAGGAAAUUAUGAAAAAGGCCAAGAAUUGGAACAUUUAAAGCUAGAAAAACUUCAGCUGGAAGAAGAAUUGAAAUCCUUACUCCCCCUCCUCCGUGAGAGAACAAAACCAUUAGAAAAAUUCCUUUUUUUUGCCCAAAAACCCACCCUCCGUAAGCAAUUUUUAAUAGAAAAUUUUUCAUGAAAAAGGAUUGAUAUAUAAGUGAUAGUUAGGAUAAUAAAAUCUCGAGCUAAUUCUGUUUAAUUUUAAACAAAUUGCGUUUUAAAACAUAAAUUUUAAAUUAAAUAAAUAUUUGCAUUCCAAUUUUUGUGAAGUGGUAUUUUUUAAAUUUCAACAAAAAAACAUUUACUAUGAAAUUUAUAUAGAUUUUUUUAAAAAAAAUUAACCUCGUCCAUGAACGAACAAAAUUUAUUUGUCCUAUGGAGGGGGAUUAGGGCUUUUGGAUAAAAGAGGAUACCAAGGAGGAGGGCUUGCAAUUAUCAGCAGAAAAGCUUUAGAUGACGACGAAAAUAAGCGAAAACUUGAUAUGAAAAGAGAGUUAAUGAUGGGGAUUGCCUUAGUUGAAGGCGAUUUUGCAGAUUUUUUGGGAAAACAGGAAAGUGAAAAAAAUUGCUGUGAUAAAUUUACAGACCAGAUAAAGUCAUGCUUUUAUAAAGUAGUUGUUUUGAAAGGAGAAAUGAAGAGGAUUGAAGCCAGGUAUGAUAAAAGUAUAAGCGCGUAUUUUUCUUUUUACAAAUUUUUGGUUAACUCCAGCAUUUUUAUUCUAGCAAUUUUUAUGUAUUUGCUGAUAUCACAUAUUUUGUAUUAUAAUGGCAAUUUUUUAGGAACCUGCGGAGGUGGGCCUUGCUUUUUGUUAUAUUCCGCAUUUCCGACUUCUGAAGACAUAUCAUAUUGCCUUUCUUUUAUAUGUUUAAUUGCUGCUACAGUUUGCGCAUCUAUUUUUAAAUGGGUGAGAACUGAUUACAUUAGAAAAAAGCAAGAAAUUUUUGGAGGCAAAGAUAUUAAGCUAAAAAGAUUCGCUGCAAUUGUAUUUAAUAACUGGUCAUGGAAUAUUGACACUGAGACAGACUCAUAUGACCAAUCACAAAAUAUUAGCAAUCAGCUGACAACUGCGCUGAAAGAUGAAGCAAAGCUAAAAGAAGCUGCAAAUAGGUCAGCUGCCCAAAAAACAGCAUUGACUAUAAGAAGGAUCAUAGGAAGCUCGAUAUAUAUUUUGAUAUUAAUCGUGGGAUGGGUACUCAUUAUCCUUAUUUUAGUGUAUGAAAAAGACUUUGUCAACAGCAUUGCACCUACUGGUACUUGGUCACUUGUUGUCGGAUUUAUCCCAAAACUAGGAAUUUCUCUUGCUAAUGUUAAUGCUAUAAGCUGAAUAUUUAAAGUCUCUACUUCCAGAUGCGUGCUGGCACAAGCUAAUAGGGUGGACUUCCACCUCUGGUACCUCUGAGCCCAGACACAAACCCCUAGUUUCUUGGUAGUCCUAUUUGUGUCUGCAGACUUGCCGGGUAAAACCAUGUCCAACUUAAUCCUUUCGACCUUCUAAGGCCAACUGUACCUACCCUGGCCGGUGUCGUCAUUUUAUAGGACCCUUUUUAAUCAGAGGGACCGCUAUGUAUGCGAAUCUAACUUGCCUCACCUUUUUUUAGGUUAUCCAUGAGAAAAAACUCAACCACUUCCGUGGUUCGGGGCAAUCCUUCAAGAGCAGCUUGAGCAGGGAAAUCACCCCUGCCCCAUUUCGGGCACAAAAUUAACUCCCCAAGGAUCAGGUCACAAAUCAGCGGAUCUGUGCUUGCGCCUAUCGCUUAUAGGCUCCUGAUAUUUCUGGGCCGUAUCAUUCCUCCUGAAAAUCAAGCCCUGAUAUGCAUGGUUACCGUCACAUGAGAGGGCGGGUCGACAUCAUCCGCCAUUUUAUGUAUAUAGAAUUUCUCUUAUAAAUGCUGCUUUUCCUAAUCUAACCAUAAAAAUCACUACACUAGAAAAUUGGGACUCUCCUUCAUAUAUCGUAAAGCUGCAAAUUAUCAGAAUUUAUAUAGCGAAAAUCUUAAACGUCGUCGUAUUCGCAGGCUUAAAUCUUGCUUUAGCAACAGAUGCUGUCCUUUUAGAUAUCGGCGAACAAAUUGAAUACGAAACCAAUUAUAAUUGCCGAGAAGACCAAGCUGGUAUUAAUUUAUUACUACUAGUAAUAUCAGAAGCGGUUAUGUCUAAGGUCAUUCCUCUUGUGUUUAUUUUAUUCAAUUUUAUUUUAUCAAAAAUCAGAAAAGUCUCCUCAUGGAAAAAACAAAUUAAAGUGUCUCAGCAGUUAAUUAAUUGCAUUUAUUUCCAAGCUUUAGUAUGGGUGACAUUGCCAUAUUUUCCAUAUGUGGCUGUUUUGACGCCUGUGCUGAUGUUUAUUGAUUUCAAAUUCCAGCAUUGGAAAUUAAAUAAAUUACAAAUUAUGCUUUUUAAAUUAAAUGCGAAGAAAAUAAAAAAAUUAAAAAAAAUAAAAUAUUCAAUAAAAAAAGAAUAAGCCUUUACAGCAAACUCAAGCAAGUGACUUGGUCAUUUUUAUUAUAAGAGUUUAUAAUAUUACGCUGCUAGGGGCUAUAGCUUAUAUAACCUUUUUCCUUACUGCCGAUCUGCCCCACAAGUCUUAUAAUAAUGGAUCAGAUUUAUGUGGGCCUUUUGAAAGCCAUGUAUCAUAAUUAAAAUAUGGCGUCUUCGUCUGGGCAUGGCCCUCCCGGCCAUGCAGCCUCGACACAUAUUUUAAUUAUAUCCGGCAAGGUUUUACCAAUCUAGAAAUGGACAGCAAUGCUAGGUAAGCAAUUCUGGUAAUGUACAGAGCCUAGCCCUCAGUCCAAUUUCAAGGUUGGGUUUUACCUCGAGGGAAAGGAGGGUUUGGAUUUGGAAAGGGCAAGCCCAGCUAACUCUACAGGUAAUACCCAGAGCAAUCGGGCAACUGCCUAGCGUGAAACCGGGCGUUACGUCCCGGGAUCCAGACUUUUCCUUUUUGCCCAAAGGUUGAACAGAAAUUCCAUUUUUUUGGAAUUUUUGAUUGGCCAACCUCGUGACUCAUGCAGCAGCCGCAGAAGUCUAUAGUCCGCCCACUCAAAACUGGACCCGAAAGGGAAGGAGGAGACGUACGAAGCAGAACCCCACACUUCAGAAGUGCCAUGGCGUCAGGCGCUGAAGGAGAAGAAAGACUGUGUCAGAGCUGAAACUCGCCCAGCAAAUCAUUGUCCCAAUUCAAUCAAGGCAAAGCUGAAGACGGCGCAAAGCGGAUGAACCACCCGUAUGGGUAGGUCCUUGGUGACUGCGUAACCAAUAAGGCAGACGCCACCCUGUAAGUUUAAGUUUAAGAAAGUCAUGUAUCAGCAACUACAUCUAUUAUAAAUGCAAUGACUGAUAGAGUGGUACUAAAACAGCUGUGGCUGUAUGCGCUUGGAUACGCCCCAGUUUUCUGGGGACUUGUGGUGAUUGCUAUUGCUAAAAUAUUUUUCUUAAAAAAUCACCUCAAUGUCAUGGUCCAGUAUCAAGAUGACAGAGAAAUGGAGCUUACACAUCAAAUUAUUGAUCUGCAGCGGGCAAAUGCAACACUAAAGAAGAAAGAAAAAUUGAACAAAGAAAUGAUUAAUUAA
Messenger RNA from Blepharisma stoltei, 4688 nucleotides. Lineage: Eukaryota; Ciliophora; Heterotrichea; Heterotrichida; Blepharismidae. The record is from the annotation of a GenBank genome assembly.